AUGCGUGGGAAGGAGGAGGAGCAGAGCGAGGAGGAAGAGGAGGAGGAGCAGAGCGAGGAGGAAGUGGAGGAGGAGCAGAGCAAAGAGGAAGAGGAGGAGGAGGAGCAGAGCGAGGAGGAGGAGCAGAGCGAGGAGGAGGAGGAGGAGGAGCAGAGCGAGGAGGAGGAGCAGAGCGAGGAGGAAGAGGAGGAGGAGCAGAGCGAGGAGGAGGUGGAGGAGGAGCAGAGCGAGGAGGAGGAGGGGUAG
Molecule: messenger RNA, 246 nt
Organism: Knipowitschia caucasica
Lineage: Eukaryota; Metazoa; Chordata; Actinopteri; Gobiiformes; Gobiidae
Source: the annotation of a GenBank genome assembly